Messenger RNA from Nyctereutes procyonoides (raccoon dog), 3622 nucleotides. RefSeq names its product signal transducer and activator of transcription 1 (gene STAT1). The record is from RefSeq and is a predicted model, not a curated record. Gene Ontology annotation, molecular function: DNA-binding transcription factor activity, RNA polymerase II-specific; RNA polymerase II cis-regulatory region sequence-specific DNA binding. The transcript is spliced from 25 exons. The coding region runs from base 243 to 2495 and encodes 750 amino acids. Gene Ontology annotation, biological process: defense response; cell surface receptor signaling pathway via JAK-STAT; type I interferon-mediated signaling pathway. Lineage: Eukaryota; Metazoa; Chordata; Mammalia; Carnivora; Canidae.
UUCCGCUUUCCCGCACAGUCGCCGAGGGACCCGGGUACCGCGACCCCCGCCGGGCCGACCCCUCGGACCCGGACGCCGCCGAGGCCGGGCCAGCGCCGCGAGCGGGAAGUUUCCCUUUUCCCUGUGCCAGCUGGGACGCUCCCACCGUGUGCGUGCAGGCCCGGCCGCCCGCGCCUCGCCAGUAGCCAACAGCUGCCGCUUGGGUUGGAUCCUCAGCCCCUCGCGGGCCCCCCGGGGGCAGGAUGUCCCAGUGGUAUGAGCUUCAGCAGCUUGACUCCAAAUUCCUGGAGCAGGUUCACCAGCUCUAUGAUGACUGUUUUCCCAUGGAAAUCAGACAGUACCUGGCACAGUGGCUAGAAAAACAAGACUGGGAGCAUGCUGCUAAUGAUGUUUCAUUUGCCACCAUCCGUUUUCAUGACCUCCUAUCACAGCUGGAUGAUCAGUAUAGUCGCUUUUCUUUGGAGAAUAAUUUUUUGUUGCAGCAUAACAUAAGGAAAAGCAAGCGUAACCUUCAGGAUAAUUUUCAGGAAGACCCAAUACAGAUGUCUAUGAUCAUCUAUAACUGUCUGAAGGAGGAAAGGAAGAUCCUGGAAAAUGCCCAGAGAUUCAAUCAGGCGCAGUCGGGGAACGUUCAGAGCACUGUGAUGUUAGACAAGCAGAAGGAGCUUGACAGCAAAGUGAGAAACGUGAAGGACAAAGUUAUGUGUAUAGAGCACGAGAUCAAGACCCUAGAAGAUUUACAGGAUGAAUAUGACUUUAAGUGCAAAACCUUGCAGAACCGAGAACAUGAAGCCAAUGGUGUGGCAAAGAAUGAUCAGAAGCAAGAACAGAUGUUGAUCCAGAAGAUGUAUUUAAUGCUUGACAAUAAGAGAAAGGAAGUAGUUCUCAAAAUAAUAGAGUUGUUGAAUGUCACAGAACUUACCCAGAAAGCCCUGAUUAACGAUGAACUGGUGGAGUGGAAGCGGAGACAGCAGAGCGCCUGCAUUGGGGGACCCCCCAAUGCUUGUCUCGAUCAGCUGCAGAACUGGUUCACCGUAGUUGCCGAGAGUCUGCAGCAGGUGCGUCAGCAGCUUAAAAAGCUCGAGGAACUGGAACAGAAGUACACGUACGAACACGACCCGAUUACAAAAAACAAGCAGGGGCUGUGGGACCGCACCUUCAACCUUUUCCAGCAGCUCAUUCAGAGCUCCUUUGUGGUGGAAAGACAGCCUUGCAUGCCAACUCAUCCCCAGAGGCCGCUGGUCUUGAAGACGGGGGUCCAGUUCACGGUGAAGCUGAGACUGUUGGUGAAACUGCAGGAGCUGAAUUACAAUUUGAAAGUCAAAGUCUUAUUUGAUAAAGAUGUGAGUGAGAGGAAUACAGUAAAAGGGUUUAGAAAGUUCAACAUUUUGGGCACGCAUACGAAAGUGAUGAACAUGGAGGAGUCCACCAACGGAAGCCUGGCGGCAGAGUUCCGGCACCUGCAACUGAAGGAACAGAAAAAUGCUGGCACCAGAACAAAUGAGGGCCCUCUGAUCGUCACCGAAGAGCUCCACUCCCUUAGUUUUGAGACCCAGUUGUGCCAGCCUGGUUUGGUCAUCGACCUCGAGACGACCUCUCUGCCCGUCGUGGUGAUCUCCAAUGUCAGCCAGCUCCCGAGCGGUUGGGCCUCCAUCCUGUGGUACAACAUGCUGGUGACAGAACCCAGGAACCUGUCCUUCUUCCUGAACCCGCCUUGUGCACGAUGGUCCCAGCUCUCGGAGGUGCUCAGUUGGCAGUUUUCUUCUGUCACCAAAAGAGGUCUCAAUGUGGACCAACUGAACAUGCUGGGAGAGAAGCUACUCGGUCCCAACGCCGGCCCCGAUGGCCUCAUCCCGUGGACGAGGUUCUGUAAGGAAAAUAUAAAUGAUAAAAAUUUUCCUUUCUGGCUUUGGAUUGAAAGCAUCCUUGAACUCAUUAAAAAACACCUGCUCUCCCUCUGGAAUGAUGGGUGCAUCGUGGGCUUCAUCAGCAAGGAGCGCGAACGCGCGCUGCUCAAGGACCAGCAGCCAGGCACCUUCCUGCUGCGCUUCAGCGAGAGCUGCCGGGAGGGGGCCAUCACGUUCACCUGGGUGGAGCGGGCGCAGGGAGGAGGCGAACCUUACUUCCAUGCAGUUGAGCCCUACACGAAGAAAGAACUGUCUGCUGUUACAUUCCCCGAUAUUAUUCGCAAUUACAAAGUCAUGGCUGCUGAAAAUAUUCCAGAGAAUCCCUUGAAGUUUCUGUACCCGAAUAUUGAUAAAGACCAUGCCUUCGGGAAGUAUUACUCCAGGCCAAAGGAAGCACCAGAACCGAUGGAACUUGAUGGCCCUAAGGGAACUGGAUACAUCAAGACUGAGUUGAUUUCUGUGUCUGAAGUCCACCCCUCCCGACUCCAGACGACAGAUAACCUUCUGCCCAUGUCUCCUGAGGAGUUUGAUGAGGUGUCUCGCAUAGUGGGCUCCGUGGAGUUCGACAGCAUGAUGCACGCGGUGUAGAGCGUGAACGUUUCCCCUGGCGACGUGUCUCCUUCCCACCUGUGACUCCCUCCUGCUACUCUUCCUUCACCUCCUGUGUUUCUAGGGAAACAAAGAUGAGCACAUUUGCCGCAGCCCGUGGAUAGCAAGCGGGUUUUCCCCUAAUUCAGGAACAUCUGUUACUGCGAAGGGCCUCGUGCACCUUGUGAAAGGUAACGCUGAAAGGCCCUCUCCGCAGAGUGGGUGUUGGGCACGAAAAACUCCCAGAUAACCCCGAAACCCCCAGGCGAGAACGAGACUCCUUUGGGAAUGGUGAGAAGUGGAGCUUAAGACACGCCGUGCCCGAUGUUGGUGCACAGCUGCCGCAGGCCGCCGGACAGAUCACACGGCCACCUGGGGACCCCUCUGCCGCUCCUGUAGGGUCGGCAUGUGUCUGUCCUGCAGAACUCAUUCCCUCUGCUUCACGUGUGGCUGCAGGUUUUCCCAUUGGUUUACUUGCGACCUAGUUCAAAGCCAAGUUAUGUAGAAUCACAUCAGCUGUUACCAGAGGUGGUGUCUGGCCGCGUCAGGGUCGGGAGCAGAGUUCUGUACCUGGCAGCGUUUUGCACACCGGCCAUUCAAAGCCACAAGCAAAUGCCCUCUCGUGGGAGACGUAGCUUUGCUGUCUGACGGGUUUACGAUGCCGCUGACGUCAGCACAGGGAAGUGCGUUUCCAGCCUGUGAGUAGGUCCUUGUGUUUAAACCCUGAUGCCCAGAGCCCAGUACCUUGUGCCUUCAUCGUGGUCGCUGGCAACCGAAACGGUCUCCCUCCGUCUGCCGAGGGAGCCAGGUUGACGACGGCUCCCUCAAGGCCACACUCCUGCUGUUUUUCAAGAUGUUAACAUCAAUUGUAGAUCUAGACCGACCCAGAAACUUAAUUUGUGUCUCUUAAAUGGGUUAAUGCGUCUUUAUUGUCAGUGGCUAGUAGUUAGUCUUCAUCAUAGGAUUUCCAGGCUGAGAAGAAAAAACAGUGAUGAGUAGCCGACCUGAGACCGUGGGAAGACCCAGCAGUUCAAGCCCCCAUCCUGUGUACCCGCACUGACCGCGGCAUGUUUCUCACUGAUAACUGUGUGUCUCUGACAAAUACAUUUGCAAAAACGGUUCCAUUA